This is a messenger RNA of Tilletiopsis washingtonensis, 1115 nucleotides long. RefSeq lists its product as hypothetical. The coding region runs from base 358 to 933 and encodes 191 amino acids. The record is from RefSeq and is a predicted model, not a curated record. NCBI's taxonomy places the organism in Eukaryota, Fungi, Basidiomycota, Exobasidiomycetes, Entylomatales. The transcript has a single exon.
UCACGCGUCACCGUCCGCGCCGCGGCACCGCCUGAACGCUGCAUCUGCGCCUCUGGCGCCGCCGGUAGCGCGCUGCGGUAACAUCGACCGUUGGCAAAAGCUGCCGCUCCCUGUCCGGAGCGACAUUCGCCGCCGAGCACCGCUGCGGCACCGGCGGCAGAGCGCAGCGGAACAUCGCGGAGGCAAGCGCCACCAAGCGCGCGAAGGACCCAGGACGUCGUCGACUGCCGCAGCGCACAGCUCGGAGACGCAUGACGAAGAACGGAGGCUGGCGCCGCAUUCUUGUUGCUCGCCGCUCCAUCGCCGCAUCGACUUUGCCAUCGCGCACGCUUGACGUCCAGAGCAGCACUAGCACCGAUGCUUUCCUGCCUGCCUGCUGCCUCACUCGAUGCGUGCGCUCCAUGCCGGCUGACCGCUGCCAGGGCCAGGCGCUCAAAAGACAAGGCCGGGUCGCAUUCAUGCCCCCACCGCGCACCCUCUCUCCUCUUCUUCUCUUCGUCGCGCUGCUGGCCAGCCUAUCUUUAUCCUUCUCCGUGCCCACAUCUUCUUAGCCUCCUAUUCUUACCCUCGCUCUCUCGGCCCGCACACUCCUUGAUCCAGCCCUCGCAUCGCCGCUCUCGAGCGACGUCGCACAGUUGCAGGCGACCCUCGGCCCGCUCCUGCGCCGCCGGCACGCUCGAGCCGCCGGCAUCUCAGCGCCUCCGCCGUCGCACCAAGCGCGCCCUUGUGCUUGACCUCGUCCGUCCGCCUUUGCGCCGCAUCGGCGAUUUGGCCGCGUGCGCCUCCACACGCUCCGCGCGCUGCCGUGCGUCCGCACAGCCUCUUCGCCCCUCCGGCACCUGCACGCCGCUGAGCUCAGGCUCGACUCGUAGCAGCUGCAGCAGGCGGCGUCGCUUCGCCGUGCCCUGCUCUGCGCCCACUCUCCUUUCUUAACGCCGCAAAAAGCUACACCCUCUGCAAUCGAGCUGCAAAGUGCGCGUCGUGGUCCCUGACCCCUCGUCACUUUCCGAGGCCGACGCGCCAACGUGUAAGCAGCGUCACCGCGGCAGCGCGCAAGCCACACUUCGGCACGCGCUGUGUUGCACCGCCCCUCUCGGGACCUGAGCUGCCGCUGA